GGAUAAGCGCUGCCUCUGUGAGUGUGCGUCUCGGUCGCGGUGGAGUGAAGUGCACUGAUGGAGCGCGAGCGGCUUUAUUAUAACACACGGGGCGCGCGCACUCACUUUAAUUUCAAAGGGUGAAGCUGACGUCACGGCAGCUCCAAAGAAGUCUAUAGAAAAAGAGAGAGCGCAACAUUUCCUGGCCGUCAUUCUGCUGUGAGAGGGCAAGUGAGGAUUAGGAUGGUCAUCAGAGUAUACAUCGCCUCCUCGUCCGGAUCCGUGGCGAUGAAGAAACGUCAGCAGGCCAUUGUGGGCUUUCUGGAGGCCAACCGGAUAAGCUUUGAGGAGGUUGACAUCACCAUGCUGGAGGACCAGAGGCUCUGGAUGUACCAGAAAAUUCCUGAGGAGAAACGACCUGAAAAAGGCAAUCCUCUGCCCCCUCAGAUCUUCAAUGGAGAUGACUACUGUGGCGAUUAUGAAGAUUUCUUCCUGUCUAAAGAGACGAACACAGUGUUCUCAUUCCUCCGUUUGCCCUCUGUAAAGGACUCUGAAUCCUAGACUGCGUUGGUGACAUUUCCAUAGACUGAAACUGUGCUAUUGCCUCUCUCCUGUCGUGUAACUCUCGUCCCGGACUGAAGCCCUCACUGCCAGCGAUGCUUUUGCCAAACACACGCUGCCCUCCAGCUUUCUCCAUUCAUAAACACACACACGCACAGGGUGGUCAAUGUUUUCUAUGCCUAAUUAAAUAUUUAUAUGUGUUGCUGUUA
This is a messenger RNA of Danio aesculapii, 749 nucleotides long. RefSeq names its product SH3 domain binding glutamate-rich protein like 2 (gene sh3bgrl2). Bases 223 to 540 code for a protein of 105 amino acids. The transcript has 4 exons. The record is from RefSeq and is a predicted model, not a curated record. Gene Ontology annotation, cellular component: cytoplasm. Lineage: Eukaryota; Metazoa; Chordata; Actinopteri; Cypriniformes; Danionidae.